Molecule: messenger RNA, 1382 nt
Organism: Zophobas morio
Lineage: Eukaryota; Metazoa; Arthropoda; Insecta; Coleoptera; Tenebrionidae
Product: adenylate kinase isoenzyme 1-like
Exons: 13
Coding region: 548-1252 (234 amino acids)
Biological process (GO): CDP biosynthetic process; UDP biosynthetic process
Cellular component (GO): cytoplasm; nucleus
Molecular function (GO): AMP kinase activity; UMP kinase activity; ATP binding
Source: RefSeq, a predicted model, not a curated record
AAGCACACUUCCUUUGUACUAUGAGUCUUGCUUUAUGAGAUGGGGCUUUGUCGGCGUGCUUGUAGCUUAGAAGUAUUAAAGAAAGUUUGUAAACAUACCUUACCAUGGUCGCCCGUUUUUCCCUUACUGAAUUCAUUUGACGGCCAGAAAUUAUAUAACUUCGCUACUUGUAGAAGCAAGUUAUCUUGUUCAACUUCAAACAAUUCUAAUAAUAAUAUACUCAAGCAUCGCCAGUUAGAAGCUUCUAGACUAUUUAACUUAUUUACGAAAUCGGAUAAAAUAGACCAUAACUCUUUCAAGUCCAUACUCUUUGCACUUGGCCAAAAUAUUACACAGCAAGAAAGCGCGCAGUUAGCCGACUCCUAUAAAGAAGGGCUCGAUUUUACCACUUUUAUGAAAUAUUGUGAUGAAAACGUUAGUGAAACAAAUUAUUCUACAGAGGAAAUACAAAAAGUUUUUGAGUUAUUUGACAGAGAUGGGAGCGGGGAGAUUGAUUCUCGUGAAUUAGCGUCUGUUUUAAACACUUUUGGGAGUUUACUAACGGAAGAUGACGCUAAGGGACUUAUUAAAGUUGCGGAUCGGGACAAUAACGGAAAAAAUCUCUUUUAAAGAAUUUUGUUUGUUGAUCAAGGAUGGACUCGUGGGUUGGCGACUCCGCACGGGUUACCGCGUGAUCUUCCUUAUCGGUGGUCCUGGUAGCGGAAAAGGCACUCUUUACCAAGAAAUUUCUCAACGUAUAAAUUCUGCUCAUGUUUCUAUCGGAGAUCUUUUGCGGAGAGAAAUGGAAUUUAAGACUCCAUUAGGCGUACAUGUAGAAGAAGUUAUGAGGGAUGGAAAGUUAGUGGACUCUGCCAUUAUUAUUCGACUUUUGCGCGAUACACUUCAGAAGUUGCCAGGAAAGCACGUGUUUGUUGAUGGAUUUCCGCGAUCCGUCCAAAAUGCGAUUGACUUUUACGCAGUUUGCGGAGUUCCGGAGUGUGCUGUGUGGCUCGACGUAUCGGACGAAGUUCUCGUGACGCGGCUUUUGAAUCGCGGACUUUCCAGCGGAAGAAUAGACGACAACCGAGACGUUAUUUCAAAACGCCUGCACGUGUACCGCACAGCGAUUGAACCUCUUCGAGCACAUUUUAUUCGAGUCGGGCUUCCUGUUUACGUGAUCGACGCUUCCAAGUCUGUAGAACAUAUGACUCAGCAAUUUUUUGAGAUACCUUAUUUUAAGCGGAAGAUGGUAGAGGAGAAGCAUAAAGACUAAAGAAAAGAUUUGGACAGAGUGAUUACGAACCCUAACGAAAAAAAAACACUCUGUAAAGGGUUGGUCUAGCAUAAAACGUAAGAGAACAGCGGACCGUUCCGCUGUAUAGAAGAAUCUUUGUUAUAAAUCC